AGAAAGAGCAGGCGGGAGGGAAAGAGGGUGCGGACCCUCUAUCGACGAGCGAGCAAGGGGCCGUCCAAGACGCCAACGCCUCCGACUCAGCAAAUUGAAGCGGGUCAAGCCCGCCCGCCAGUCAUGCCUAGCCAGGCAGAUGUUGAGGAUGGCUCCUGUUUCAUUCAUUGCUCUCCUCACUACCAUCUGCCAUCUCUCGCGUGAUAUUGACCCUCAUCUUUUUCCCCAGCCUCUACGGCUUCACGUCUCAUCCACACUCUUUUCAUCCACGCGCCGCAGGCCGGAGCUGUGUUGAUCGCAGCCUGGUCUUCUCGGCGCCCUCACUUGGACACGACGCCUCGUAACAUCGACGCAUAACAACGACUAAGAUCUCAUCAGGCAUCUCAUCAGGAUCAUCAUGAAGACGACCACUCCCCUCCUCAUGAUCCUCGGCGCCUCAGCCGCGGCCGCCUCUUCUGCGGGCGACGUCGUUGCUCCUCGCUGGUCGGGGCAGAACGAAAUUGCAGCACGUCAGCCAGGCUUUGAAGGUCUCGCCUCUUCUCCCUCUUCCUUCCAAAUCCGCCGUCGCCAUCUUCACCACGAUAUCGCUGCAAGGCAGGAAGAGACUGCGGAGAAGCGUCUGGUCGGUGGACUUUUGGGUGGGCUGGUAGGAGGCGAUAGCGGCAGUGACAGCGGCUCGGACUCUGGCUCAGGUCAGUCUCAAUCCCAAAGAGGCGUAGACGAUAAUGCGACGGCGGCGAAGAGCGUGCUGCAGCGUGCAGAGAGGCUCGUUGAGCGAGCACCUCUGCUUGGCGCAGUAGGCGAUGCUGUGGGUGGUGCUGUGGGCGGGCUGCUGGGAGGAGGAAGCAAGUCUUCCGAUUCAUCGGCAACUAGCUCCAGCUCUGAGCCCACUGGCAGCGGCGGCGACAGCAGCAGCAGCAGUAACAGCGAUAGCGGUGAUGACGAGGGCUCAAACACGGGCAGCAGCUCCUCGAGCUCCGGCUCGUCCAACAGCGGCUCGCAGUCGGGCAAUAACGAGGGCAAUGGCAACGCAAAUUCCGGCGGAGAUUCAUCCAGCCGUGGCUCAGGCACCUCUGCCACGCCUGCUCCCUCAUCAAACAGCAACAGCGGCAGCAACCGUGCUUCUGAACAGGCUGCUUCAUCAUCAGCUGCAUCUGCAAGCCGCCAGCAGGCAGAGCAAGCUCGUCAGUCAGAAAGCGCUGCUUCAGCUGCCUCACGUAGCGCCAGCCGUCAAGCUGCUGCCAGUGCCUCAUCUGCCUCGCGAGAUGCCGCUGCAGAAGCUGCGGCUGCCGCCUCGUCCUCUGCAGCUCAAGCUGAAUCUGCCUCCCAAGCCUCCAUCUCGGCCGCCAACGCUGCAGCAGCCACUCCCACCUCGGCCUCGUCUGUCACGCCCGUCCUCAUCACCUCGUCCCUCGCAUCGGGCACCACCGUGAUCACCUCGAUCGCGACUCUCAACCCCACUGGAACGGCAGGCACCUAUGCCGGAGGCAAUGGCGCGAACAAGUCUGGCUCUGGCUCCUCGGACGGCUCAACGAACGACGGCAGCCACUUGUCCAAGGCAGCCAUUAUCGCUAUUGCCGUCUCCCUAGGCACGAUCGGCAUCCUCGUCGUUCUCUUCACCAUCGUUCGUAAGCGUCAGCAAGCCAAGGCCCAGUCUCUCCGCCCGAUGGACUUUGCACCUGGCGGCUUUGCGGCCUACGAAAACAAUGGCGACCGCGGUGUCACGCGUCGUAGCCAGGAGAGCUGGCUCGGUGGCGCAGGUGGGCGACCCAUGAGCGGCAUCACCGAUCUCGAACCCGACAUGGAGCCUCCAAUGGAGGAGUCGCGACUUGGGCACAGCUACGGUCCCUCUACUGCUGGCUCGUACGGCGGAAACUUCUACGAAGACGGUAUGACCCUUCCUCCCACUGCGGCAGGUGGUCGUCGCCUCAGCGUCAUCGACUCUGCCCACUCGCACGGCUACUGGUCCGCAGCCAACGGCGGAGCACCUACCGAUGGCGGGGCUGCUGGUGGAUACGACGGGCACGAUGCGGCUCAAUACUACGACGGGAGCGCCGCGGCUGGCUAUGCUUCGUCUGCUGCCCGUGGGCACGACGUCGCAGGUGCUGAGCGCGCUGGCAGCAGGACGUCGCCGUAUAAUGAGCUGCAGCGUCAGGAGGUUGGCUACGACUACCGUUCUGAUCAGGACGACCCGUAUCGGCUCCGGCCAUAUGCACCGGGGUGGAAGAGACCCAUUCAGCGGGCAGGGCGGGGCACCGCAGCAUGGCUCUUCGCGUUGGAGCGGAUAAGCCGGGUGGGCCCGCUUGAGCUAUUUCUCCUCGUCACUCCACUGCUCCCCUCAUCGAGGGCUACUAGCUCCACCAGCAAGGCAGCAGCAGCCUCGUCUGCCUCUGCCGCCUCUCGCUCCUUCGCCACUGUGCAGAACCCUCCCACGCAAAAGCCUCCCCAGCAAUCUCACGGCCGCCAACAUGGUAGCCUCCGCGACCAGGACCGCAUCUUCCAGAAUGCCUACAUGCGCCACGACCACCUCCUCAAGGGCGCAAUGGCCCGUGGUGACUGGCACCGCACCAAGGAGAUCAUCCUCAAGGGCCACGACUGGAUCAUCAGCCAGAUGAAGGCAUCGGGCAUGCGAGGACGAGGUGGCGCAGGUUUCCCCUCGGGACUCAAGUGGUCCUUCAUGCUCAAGCCUGGAUGGGAGAAGGACCCUCGCCCCCGAUAUCUCGUAGUCAACGCCGAUGAGGGCGAGCCGGGAACCUGCAAGGACCGCGAGAUCAUGCGUGGUGACCCGCACAAGCUCAUCGAGGGCUGUCUCGUAGCCGGUCGAGCCAUGGGCGCCAACGCCGCCUACAUCUACGUGCGUGGCGAGUUCUACACCGAGGCCGCUCACCUCCAGGAGGCGAUCCACGAGGCGUACAAGCACGGCCUCAUCGGCAAGAACGCCUGUGGCUCUGGCUAUGACUUUGACGUCUACGUGCACAAGGGUGCCGGUGCCUACAUCUGCGGAGAGGAGACCGCCCUCAUCGAGUCACUCGAGGGCAAGCAGGGCAAGCCUAGGCUGAAGCCCCCCUUCCCUGCUGAUGUCGGUGUCUUCGGUUGCCCCACCACCGUAGCCAACGUCGAGACGGUCGCAGCUGCACCGACGAUCAUGCGCCGCGGCCCCGAGUGGUUCGCCGGCUUCGGUCGCGACAAGAACCAGGGCACCAAGCUCUUCGCCAUCUCUGGCCACGUCAACAACCCUUGCGUCGUCGAGGAGGAGAUGUCCAUUCCGCUCCGUGAGCUCAUCGAGCGCCACUGCGGCGGUGUCCGUGGGGGGUGGGACAACCUGCUGGGUAUCGUCCCCGGUGGAUCUUCCGUCCCCAUCCUGCCCGCAAACAAGUGUGGCGACGUCCUCAUGGACUUCGACUCGCUUAAGGACGCCCAGUCUUCCCUCGGUACCGGCGCUGUCAUCGUCAUGGACAAGUCCACCGACAUCGUCAACGCCAUCUCCCGCUUCGCCAAGUUCUACAAGCACGAGUCGUGCGGACAGUGCACACCUUGCCGUGAGGGCACCACCUGGGUCGCAAACAUGAUGGAGCGCUUCACCAUGGGCAGGGGUGACGAGCGCGAGUUGGACAUGAUGUGGGAGCUCACCAAGCAGAUGGAGGGACACACCAUCUGCGCCUUGGCGGACGCAGCAGCGUGGCCGGUGCAGGGUGCUUUGAGGCACUUCAGGCCAGAGUUCGAGGAGAGGAUCCAGCAGUACCGCAGCAUCAACGGACCGGUGCUGUACGGUGGCAAGCUGGCGAAGGAGUGGGAUGAGAACCUGGCGAGGCCGAGCAACUUGCAGGCGCCCGAGGCCGCAAAGACGCUUCCUAACCCGAUGGCGCAGUAGGCGGGUUUGCAGACGUGGUUCCUGCUCUUGCUUCUCUUCGAUAUCGCGAUGUGAGAAUACAG
This is a messenger RNA of Jaminaea rosea, 3933 nucleotides long. RefSeq names its product NADH-ubiquinone oxidoreductase. Gene Ontology annotation, molecular function: 4 iron, 4 sulfur cluster binding; NADH dehydrogenase (ubiquinone) activity; FMN binding. The record is from RefSeq and is a predicted model, not a curated record. NCBI's taxonomy places the organism in Eukaryota, Fungi, Basidiomycota, Exobasidiomycetes, Microstromatales. Bases 398 to 3871 code for a protein of 1157 amino acids. The transcript is spliced from 4 exons.